Molecule: messenger RNA, 315 nt
Organism: Phytophthora sojae
Lineage: Eukaryota; Oomycota; Peronosporomycetes; Peronosporales; Peronosporaceae
Exons: 4
Coding region: 1-315 (104 amino acids)
Source: RefSeq, a predicted model, not a curated record
AUGUCGGCGACGAACCAAGUGACGCGCACCACGAUCCAGCUGUACCGCGAUUGCAUGCGUCUGGCCAAGCACAUCGGCGGCAACAGUAAGAAGGGCCAGGCCAUCAAGGAGCUCGUGCGGCGGGAGUUCGAGAAGGGCCGCAGCGAGACGGACCCGGAGAAGAUCGAGGCGCUCAAGGCCAAUGCCGUCCGUGGACUGAGCAACUACCUGAUGCUGGCCAACUCGAGCAAGGACCAGCGGCUGCACAACGCGAUGAACAAGAAGUCCCCGCCCAAGGAGGACGGCCCCGAGCAGGCGGAGUACCGGGACCUGUAA